UUCCCACGAAGCCGGACGAGGCGAAGCCCCUCGCGUCGCCCGUCCGAUCCCCGGACCCUUCAUUUUCCUCCGUCCAUCUCCCUUCUGUCAUUAUUUUUCGUCGCUUCUUCCAUUAGAUAGCGAGUCCAAAUCAAGCCGAUCGCGAAUGGAGGGGUAACGGAGCUUUCCCCGUUUCCAAGACUGCGAGGAUUUCGAACGGCAGAAGGGGGAGGAAAUAGUUAGGGUUUUGAUCUCGUUUUCCAUCGCCAGGUCCAAAAGGCUUAGUCUAGGAUUUUGAGGUGCUGGAUCUUUGAAGUCUGAUGGAAAACGGGGAGAAUCGGUUGGGAGAGAUGAAGAUGGCUUCAGAGGAUGGGGCCUCGUUGCCGAAAUCGGUAGAUGGAGUUGCUGGUGGAUCCGACGGGCCGAAGGAUGAAGCGAAGGAUUCUGAAGAAAACGAGGUUUUUGAGGAGGCGAUGGAGCCGCCACAACAGGAGCGGUCUGAUUCGCAAGAUUUUGCGGGACAUAAAAGGGGGAUUGUGGAAGUACCUCACUGUGAGAAGGGACAUGUGGGUCCUGACGAACAGGAAACGAUUGGUCUGGAGAAGUAUGAUGAAGGAGGAGAUAUGCAGGUAAAUGAUCGGAGUGCUGAUGAACAAGAAAUGGUUGAUACCGAGAAUUUUGUUGGGUCAACAGAUGCUUUGCUGAAUGAUCAGAGUUCCGAGAAACAAGAAGCACGUUUUUCUGAGAAGUUUGAUGAGUCAAUUGAUGCCCAAGUAAAUGAUCAGAGACAUGAAGAGCAAGGGACAACAGAGAUGGAAGCUUCUACAGAGUCAGAUCAUUCUCUUCCUCUCAAACAAGUAGAAGACAGGAAAGAAGCCAUGCCUACUGAAUUGAAUGGUUCUGAGAAGUUUGAUGAGUCAAUUGAUGCCCAAGUAAAUGAUCAUAGUUAUGAAGAGCAAGGGGCAACAGAGGUGGAAGCUUCUGCAGAGUCAGAUCAUUCUCUUCCUCUCAAACAAGUAGAAGACAGGAGAGAAGCCAUGCCUACUGAAUUGAAUGGUGUGGAAGCAGAUGAUGUUAUCAGUGAAAAUGUAGGAGAUGUGGUAAAAGUUUCUUCUAUUCCUGUGAAUGAUGGAGAAGUGAUUCUUGAGGAUAGCAAAGAAGAGUUUGUUGAUGAGAAUUCCAAUGAUGGUGAGCCUGAUGAGGUGAUUUCAGAUGGGCUGCAUGUAGCUGUUUAUGAAAAAACUGAAAAUGGAGGAUCACUCGAGGUGGUUUUCGAUAAGAACAGUGUGAGUUGCGGAACUGACUCAAAGGAACAGACUCCACAUGAUGAUGGGGUUGAUCAGAUGCAGGAUGUUUCAGUCCGCUCAAGUACCUUUCCCAAUGAGCAGACGAUAAAUCAGCAGAGUGAAGAAGGUCCUUCUAAAAUGGAUAAUGGGUUUGUAGCUGAGACAUUUGCUUCUGUGGUGAAGGAAGAUGAAUCCACCAAUCCUCCCAUCACAGAUGGAAUUCAAGAGCACCCAAAGGAAGGCAGGGGGCAGAGUCCUAGCUCUGACAGCAAGUCUGGAGUUAUCAAAGAUGUCGGAAAGCAAUCUGUAUUGGUAGAAGGUUUAGGUGACUCAGGUUCUACAGAUGAUGAGGACAAGACUUAUAGUCAGCAAGCACCAUCUGCUACUUCACGUUUUGAGAAUUCGGGAGGGCCUUCUUUGCCAUCUCGUCCUGCUGGCCUUGGAUCUUCUGCCCCCUUACUGGAACCUUCUGCUCGCUCUCUUCAGCAACCCAGAGCAAAUGACUCUGUUCCACAAAGGCAAUCUCAGCAUUCUGAGGAGCCUGUUAAUGAUGAUGCAGAAGAGAAUGAUGAGACCCGUGAAAAGCUGCAGAUGAUCCGGGUUAAGUUCCUGCGUCUUGCUCACAGGCUUGGUCAAACACCACACAAUGUAGUUGUUGCACAAGUUCUAUACAGGCUUGGGCUAGCGGAGCAACUCAGAAGAAACACAAAUCGACCUGGUGUAUUCAGCUUUGAUCGAGCUAGUGUGAUGGCAGAGCAGCUUGAGGCUGCUGGACAGGAGCCCCUUGACUUCUCUUGUACAAUCAUGAUCAUAGGGAAGACUGGGGUGGGUAAGAGUGCUACCAUCAAUUCAAUUUUUGAUGAGGUUAGGUUGCAGACAGAUGCCUUCCAACUGGGUACUAAGAAAGUUCAGGAGAUAGAAGGGAUGGUUCAAGGAAUCAAGGUUAGGGUUAUUGAUACACCUGGACUUUCCUCUUCCUCCUCAGAUCAGCGUCAAAAUGAGAAGAUUCUCUACUCAGUGAAGAAGUUCAUCAGUAAGACUCCUCCAGAUAUUGUUCUUUACUUUGAUCGGUUGGAUAUGCAGAGCAGGGAUUAUGGGGAUGUACCACUCUUGCGGACUAUAACUGACAUAUUUGGAGCAUCUAUUUGGUUCAAUGCUAUUGUUGUUCUAACUCAUGCUGCUUCUGCUCCACCCGAUGGCCCAAAUGGUAGUCCUUUGAGCUAUGAGAUGUUUGUGACACAGAGGUCCCAUGUUGUUCAGCAAGCAAUCCGACAGGCUGCUGGUGAUGUGCGGCUUAUGAACCCAGUUUCCUUGGUGGAAAACCAUUCAGCAUGCAGGAUGAACAGGGCUGGCCAGAGAGUCUUGCCAAAUGGUCAAGUCUGGAAGCCACAACUUUUGUUACUUUCAUUUGCUUCAAAAAUUUUGGCAGAGGCAAACAUGCUUCUGAAGUUGCAGGACAAUCCACCUGGUAAACCUUUUGGAUCUCGUGCAAGAGUUCCUCCAUUACCCUUCCUCCUGUCUUCUCUUCUUCAGUCAAGACCCCAACUAAAGUUGCCAGAGGAGCAGUUUGGCGAUGAUGAUACCUUAGAUGAGGAUUUAGAUGAGGAAUCUGACUCAGAUGAUGAACCAGAUUAUGAUGAGUUGCCACCAUUCAAGCGGCUUACGAAAUCACAACUGGCAAAACUGAGCCGAGCGCAGAAGAAGGCAUAUUUUGAGGAGCUGGACUACAGGGAGAAGCUGUUCUAUAAAAAGCAGUUGAAGGAGGAGAAGAAGCAUCGGAAGCUAAGGAGGAAAAUGGCAGAGGCAGCUAAGGAUCUACCAAAUGAUUUCAAUAAUGAGAACUUAGAAGAUGAAAGCAGUGGUCCUGCAUCUGUUCCUGUACCCAUGCCAGAUUUGGCGCUGCCUACUUCUUUUGAUUCUGAUAACCCUAGCCACCGCUACCGUUUUCUAGAUUCUUCCAGCCAAUGGCUUGUCAGGCCAGUGCUGGAAACUCAGGGUUGGGAUCAUGAUGUUGGUUAUGAGGGUCUGAAUGUUGAAAGGUUAUUCGUAGUGAAAGAUAAGAUCCCAAUAUCUGUUUCUGGCCAGCUUACAAAGGAUAAGAAGGAAUGCACUCUUCAAAUGGAGCUGGCAAGUUCAAUUAAGCAUGGUGAAGGGAAAGCAACUUCAUUAGGCUUGGAUAUGCAGAGUGUUGGAAAGGAUAUGGCCUACACAUUACGUGGUGAAACAAGGUUUAAUAAUUUUAGGCGAAACAACACAGCAGCUGGACUUUCGGUUACCCUCCUAGGGGAUUCAAUGUCAGCUGGCCUGAAGAUUGAAGACAAACUGGUAAUUAACAAACGGUUCAGAUUGCUCAUGAGUGGUGGUGCAAUGACUGGUCGAGGUGAUGUAGCUUAUGGCGGUCGUCUGGAGGCAACUUUAAGGGACAAAGACUAUCCUAUCGGACGGAAUCUGUCAACUCUUGCACUCUCUGUUGUUGAUUGGCAUGGGGACCUGGCAAUUGGCUGCAAUGUUCAGUCUCAGCUUCCUGUAGGACGAGGGACUAAUGUGAUUGGCCAUGUAAACCUGAGCAACAGGGGGACUGGGCAAAUUGGUAUCCGGUUGAAUAGCUCAGAACAUCUUCAGAUAGCACUGCUUGUGCUUGUCCCCCUUUUCAGAAAUGUCAAGAGAACACUAUGUGGUUCUUCUCAGUCUAUGUAGCAGGUCAACUAGCCUUGGAAAUAUGAGAAGCUGCUGAGCAGAACUUGCAAGAAAUGUCAGAAGGCUGGCUAUGUGCUUUUGGCAUCAACUGUGAGUAAAGCCUAGCUUCUGUGUGGCAUUUUUACUUUUCUUUAUGCUUUUAUGAGGGUACAAUUUCUGGCAGAGUCUGUUAGAUGACUUAGUGGGUCUCUAUUUCAUCAGAGCUUACUUAGGAGAAAUUGCUUGAUUUUCACUUCAUGCCUUUGAGGGCAAAUUCUCUUGAAACUAUGUACUGAAAUGAUAAAUGAUAAGCUUUAGCAUUUGAUUUUCUA
This is a messenger RNA of Elaeis guineensis (African oil palm), 4273 nucleotides long. RefSeq names its product translocase of chloroplast 120, chloroplastic. Gene Ontology annotation, biological process: protein targeting to chloroplast. The record is from RefSeq and is a predicted model, not a curated record. NCBI's taxonomy places the organism in Eukaryota, Viridiplantae, Streptophyta, Magnoliopsida, Arecales, Arecaceae. Gene Ontology annotation, molecular function: GTPase activity; GTP binding. Gene Ontology annotation, cellular component: chloroplast outer membrane.